This is a messenger RNA of Onychostoma macrolepis, 6634 nucleotides long. RefSeq names its product NLR family CARD domain-containing protein 3-like. The coding region runs from base 2701 to 5121 and encodes 806 amino acids. Gene Ontology annotation, molecular function: protein binding. The transcript is spliced from 7 exons. The record is from RefSeq and is a predicted model, not a curated record. Lineage: Eukaryota; Metazoa; Chordata; Actinopteri; Cypriniformes; Cyprinidae.
UCGUGGUUGUAUCUCUUUAUUAGUUCUACUGGAUCUUAGCGCUGCGUUCGACACUAUCGACCACAACAUUCUUUUGAAUAGACUAGAAAACUUUGUUGGCAUUAGUGGAAGUGCCUUAGCAUGGUUCAAAUCGUACUUAUCUGACCGCCAUCAGUUCGUAGCAGUGAAUGAAGAGGUAUCAUAUCGAUCACAAGUGCAGUAUGGAGUACCUCAAGGCUCAGUACUAGGGCCGUUACUUUUCACGCUUUAUAUGUUAUUUUUAUACGUUUAUAUUUGGGAGAUAUUAUCAGGAGACAUGGUGUUAGCUUUCACUGUUAUGCUGAUGAUACUCAGCUCUAUAUUUCUUCGCGGCCCGGUGAAACACACCAAAUUGAGAAACUAACGGAAUGCGUAGUCGAUAUAAAAAACUGGAUGACGAGUAAUUUUUUACUGCUAAGUUCUGAAAAAACAGAGGUGCUAAUUAUCGGACCUAAAAACCCCACAUGUAAUAACCUAGAACAUUAUCUAACACUUGACGGCUGCUCUGUCAAUUCUUCUUCAUCAGUCAGGAACCUAUAGCAAUCUGUCAUUUGAAAGCCAUGUUUCUAGCAUCUGUAAAACUGCAUUUUUUCAUCUCAAAAGCAUAUCUAAAUUGCGACCAAUGCUCUCGACGUCAAAUGCAGAAAUGUUAAUUCAUGCGUUUAUGACCUCAAGGUUAGACUAUUGUAAUGCUUUAUUGGGUGGUUGUUCUGCACGCUUGAUCAACAAAUUACAGUUAGUCCAAAAUGCAGCAGCUAGAGUCCUUACUAGAACCAGGAAAUAUGACCAUAUUAGCCCGGUUCUGUCAACACUGCACUGGUUUUAAAAUCUUGUUAAUUACUUAUAAAGCCCUGAAUGGUUUAGCUGCUCAGUACUUGAGCGAGCUCUUAUCGCAUUAUAGUCCUCCACGUCCGCUGCGUUCUCAAAACUCUGGCCGUUUGAUAAUACCUAGAAUAUCAAAAUCGACUGCGGGCGGCAGAUCCUUUUCCUAUUUAGCACCCAAACUCUGGAACAAUCUACCUAACACUGUUCGGGAGGCAGACACACUCUGUCAGUUUAAAUCUAGAUUAAAGACCCAUCUCUUUAGCCUGGCUUACACAUAACAUUAAUACGCUUCUAUUAUUCAAAUCCGUUAAAGGAUUGUUAGGCUGCAUUAAUUAGAUCAACUGGAACCGGGAACACUCCCCAAAACACACGAUGUACUCGUUACAUCGUAAGUUGAAUGGCAUCUACGCUAAUAUUUGUCUGUUUCUUUCCUAUUCUGUUUCUCAGUCCGUAUCCGAUCAGAUGGUGGAUCAGCACCAAGAGAUGAUGUCUAAAGCCCUGAUCGUCAGCGGAGACUAGGACACCCAGAUGACCCCCAGAGAUAUAUCCCCAGAUAUAUCAACCAAAAAUAACAAAAUAACUAAAAUAUAAUAAAAUACCUAACUACAUAAUACUACUAUUGUUAGAAAUUGCAACAAAAUUAAAAUAGAAAUAUAAACUUUUGAACUGCGGGUUUCAUCUGGUCAGAGGCGAACUGGCCCCCCGACUGAGCCUGGUUUCUCCCAAGGUUUUUUUUUUUUUUUCUCCAUUCUGUCACAGAGGGUGUUUUGGUUCCUUGCCGCUGUCGCCUCUGGCUUGCUCAGUUGGGGACACUUAAUUUCUAGCGAUUAUCGCCGAUUUGAUUGCACAGAUACUAUUUAAACUAAACUGAGCUAGACAAUGACAUCUCUGUAUACAAUAAUGAAAUGCCUUUAACUGAAAAUUGAGUGUUUAAUCUUAUCAUUAUACAUUACUGACACUCUAUCCUCCAAUUUGAUACUGUUAAGUGCUUUGACACAAUCUGUAUUGUAAAAGCGCUAUAUAAAUAAAGGUGACUUGACUUGACUUGACUUCCACAUCAGAUUCUAGAAUGUUACUAACAACAUAUUUCUGCCUCAUCAUUUGACCAAAAUCCACAUUGGAUCGCAGUCAGAAGUUAUUACAAACACUCAAUAGUGACUGAUAGUGACAUUCAAGUACAAGUAUUGUAUUAAUCUCAUUAACUGUCAUGUGUAGCUUGAAGCUAAUUUAAAUUUCUCUGUUACCCAUAUACAAUUAUAUUCAUUAGGCGUAUUUUAUCAAAUCAAGUUUGUAAGAAACGGUUUAAUUUUCCAAAAAGAUUUUUAAUUAUAGUACUAGGCCUAUAAUGUAGCACAUGCUGAUCAGAGGGAUGUAAUGCCAGAGUAAAGUAAAGCCAACUUACACAACAGUGUUCAAAUAAUUUCUUUCCCCUGACAAAAUCAAUAUAAUGCAACAUUUCUAUCUGCUGAAUGUAAGCUGCACCGGGGACAUCACAUGCAUGUGGGACUCGUGAAAAUUAUGAAAAAUCUAGGAAUUAUUUGAUUGUUGGAUUUUAAAUCAGCGGGGUUGAGACAUCAAAAGUAACUAAGCUGUUUUAUGGAUGGUAACUGUAAUAUUAUUACUGAAAUGUUUUUAUUAAUUAGUUACACUACUAGUUACUGCAAAAAUGAAUGUUAUUACAGUAACUAACUUACUAGUAACUAGUUACUGCCCUACACUGCACACGACUAACAUUGUGUAUCUGAGUGAACGCCGUGUCUCAUGAUCUGUUUCUCUCAGGAUCUGUUCAGAUGAAUUAUUGUGUUUGUUUGUCAUUUCCAUUCAGAGUCAGUGCUGGAGAUCAGAUUCUGUUUAAUCAUGGAUCACACACAAACAUCCACAGAUGAAGAGUUUUCUCCAGGACGCAGUUUAGUUCAGCAGAAGAGAUCAGAAGCAGAGUCCAGCUGUGUAUCUCUGAGGAGUGACGCGUCUAUGGAUCAUCCAAUAGAGUUUAAGAGUGGAGAUACAAAGACUGAUCUCAGUUCAGUUCAGCAGAAGAGAUCAGAAGCAGAGUCCAACUGUGUGUCUGUGAGGAGUGAUACGUCUGUGAAUCGUCCAAUAAAUUUUAAGAGUGGAGAUACAAAGACUGAUCUCAGGCAUGAAGUCCACAACAGGUUUAGAUCAAAUCUGAUGAAGAAGUUUAAGCGUCUGUAUGAGGGAACAGCGACGCAGGGAAACCCAACACUCCUGAAUGAGAUCUACACAGAGCUCUACAUCACAGAGAGUGAGAGUGGAGAGAUCAGUAAUGAGCAUGAGGUGAGACAGAUUGAGACACAAUCCAGGAGAGCAGCAACAGAGGACACAGCCAUCAAAUGCAAUGACAUCUUUAGACCUUUACCUGGACAAGACAAAGCCAUCAGAACUGUGCUGACAAAGGGAGUCGCUGGCAUUGGAAAAACAGUCUCUGUGCAGAAGUUCAUCCUGGACUGGGCUGAAGGGAAAGAGAAUCAGGACGUCCAGCUCAUAUUUCCACUGCCUUUCAGAGAAAUCAACUUGAUGAAGGACAAAACACUCAGUCUUUCAGAUCUUCUUCAUUUCUUUUUCCCUGAGACUAAAGAAAUGGAAAUAUCCAGUGAUGAAUAUAAAGUGUUGUUCAUCUUUGAUGGUCUGGAUGAGUGUCGUCUGUCUCUGAACUUUAAGAGCAAAGUGAAAUUGUGUAAUAUAUCUGAAUCAGCCUCAGUGGACGUGCUGCUGAUGAACCUGAUUGUGGGGAAUCUGCUUCCCUCUGCUCUCAUCUGGAUCACCUCCAGACCAGCAGCAGCUGAUCUCGUCCCCUCUGAGUGUGUCCAUCGAGUGACAGAGGUACGAGGCUUCAAUGAGCCACAGAAGCAGGAAUACUUCAGGAAGAGAAUCAGUGAUCAGAGUCUGGCCGAUACAAUCAUCUCACACCUGAAGUCAUCAAGGAGCCUCUACAUCAUGUGCCACAUCCCAGUGUUCUGCUGGAUCUCAGCCGCUGUUCUGGAGAAGAUGUUGCGUCCAGCAGAGAGUGGAGAGAUUCCCAAGACUCUCACUCAAAUGUACACACGCUUCCUGAUCCUUCAGACCAACAUCAAACAUGAGAAGGACUAUGAGAAGAAAGUGACAGAUGAAGACAUGAUCCUCAAACUGGGGAAAGUGGCUUUUCAGCAGCUUGUGAAAGGCAACCUGAUCUUCUAUGAGGAAGACCUGAGAGAGUGUGGCAUUGAUAUGAGAGAAGCAUCAGUGUACUCAGGAUUGUGCACUCAGAUCUUCAGAGAGGAGUUGGGCUUGUAUCAGGGGAAAGUCUUCUGCUUUGUUCAUCUGAGCAUUCAGGAACAUCUAGCGGCUCUAUAUGUGCAACUCUACUGGACAAACAACAACAGAAAUGUGUUUGACCAAAUCACCAAACAGAGUUUGUGGUCUAAAGUGAAGGACUGGUUUAAAAAUGUUUCAUUAUCUGAGCUGCAUCAGAGAGCUGUGGAUGAGGCUCUACAGAGUAAAAAUGGACAUCUGGAUCUUUUCCUGCGGUUCCUUCUGGGUUUUUCAGUGGAGUCUCAUCAGAUUCUCCUACAACAAAUAAUGACACUGAAAAGAAGUAGCUCUGACAGCAAUGAGAAAACAGUUGAGUACAUCAAGAUGAAGAUCAGGACCAUUGACUCUCCAGAGAAAUCCAUCAAUCUGUUCCACUGUCUGAAUGAACUGGGUGAUCAUUCACUAGUGGAGGAAAUACAACAGUAUCUGACAUCUGGAAGAAUAAAGGAAGCCAAACUCUCUUCAUCUCAGUGGUCAGCUUUAGUUUUUGUGUUGUUGACAUCAGAAGAGGAACUGAAUGAGUUUCGUCUUGAUAAAUUUGUUAAAGGAAAGAAUGACCCUGAAAAUAUGAAAGUUCUUCAGAAGCUGCUGCCUGUGAUUAAAGAAUCCAGAUCAGUUCAGUUGUGGGAUUGUGGCGUCACAGAUGAAGGUUGUGCUGCUCUGGCUUCAGCUCUGAGAUCAAACCCCUCACACCUGAGAGAGCUGCAUCUGUCUGGGAAUAAAAUAGGAGAUUUGGGUGUGAAGCGUCUCUGUGCUGUACUGGAGGAUCCUCGCUGUAAACUGGAGAUACUGUGGUUGAAUAAUUGUGGCGUCACAGAUGAAGGUUGUGCUGCUCUGGCUUCAGCUCUGAGAUCAAACACCUCACACCUGAGACUACUGUAUCUGUUUGGGAAUAAACUAGAUUCAGGAGUGAAGUUACUCUUUGAUCUGGAAGAUGAUCCACACUGUAAACUGGAGACAUACUAUUGACUCUCAGUAUUUAGACGUCAGUCCAGUUUCUUCAGGAUCAGCUGAUGGUGAAUAAGGAGCCGCUACAGAGACGUCACAGUCACACAAUCAACAGAGACUGAAGACACAGAGACACACAGCAUCACAGAAAGUUAAAACACAGGGCUUAAAUACGCAGAGUUAGCAAUGGCAGGCGUGACAAUUCACUACAAUAUUUUAUUUUUAAUUUAAACUGGAACCAAUUGCAAUUUUUCUUUUUUUACUCAUUUGCAUUGAUGUUAUGCCUUGAGACACUAACAUGUGUGUAACGGAUCAAACAGCGGGAUCUAAUUUAUGAUAGCUGCGUUGUAACUGAUGCUUGUGUGUCAGCUUGUGAUUUUAAACAUGUCCAAAAGAAGUAGUUUGAGCUGUAAGGGUGGAUAUUUGAGGAGAAAUGGAAAGAAAGGCAUGUUCUUUGAGGUCGACUCAGACCGGUGUUUAAUCAUGACCCGUGGCUGUGGUAAAAGUUUGCGAUAUAAACUGAUCUAUGAGAUGCACUGGUCACUUAGUUGUUUUAAUGAUGUGUGAGGUGACAAUAUGUAGUUCUGCAAAAAACAAAAGCACGAGUCUUUCACUGCAGAAAGUCUUAUUGACAUCAAAUUAUUCAGACUGGAUUUCCCUCGAUCAAAACGUCAUCAGCAAACAUGUUUAAAACAAUCAAAAACAACAAAAUACGAUGAAACGACAAAAGUGAUCAAAUAUUUCCAAAUCCUCCUCACACUGAUUGGAUCCUACUGUGACGAGGACGAGUCCUCAUUUGUUACGCCCCGUGACUCAAAAGAGACGGAACAAAAACAGAGACACACAAGAAAGAAAGAAGAAGAAUACAAUCUCAGGGUUUCUGCGGGGUCUUAAAAAGUCUUAAAUUGAACAAGAAUUUGUCUUAAUUAUGAUUUCAAGAGAUCUUAAAUGUGGGUACGGAAAGACCAGAAUUGUGAUAUGGCUGAAUGUGACGAUUAAACUUCAAAAGGCUAUGAUUUCAUUAAAUAAACAUGAGCGCAGCAUGUUCAAAGUCCGGUGCUGCGCUGCUGGCUGCCCACUGCUCCGGGUGUGCGUGUGUGUGUUCAUGGUGUGUGUGUGUGCACUUGGACGGGUUAAAUGCAGAGCAUAAAUUCUGAGUAUGGGUCACCAUACUUGGCCACACUUCACUUUAAUUUUUUUUUUCUUCCACUUUCAUUAUGAUGUAUUAUAUUAAGCAUCAGGUAAAGCAUUCAAUUUUCAAUAAAACAGGUAUCGGAAGACAUGCGAUUGAGUUUAAUUUGUGAUUUUGCUAAUUCUCUAUAUAUCUUCAGUGAGUCGAGCAGUAAUCAGCACUGGUGAUCUACAGAGCAAAAGAUCUGUCCAACAAUAAGUGGAUGACGUUUCCUGAAAAAAAGUGUUUGGUUUCUCUGAAGGAUUUCAGCAGCAGCGAGCUCAAAAUGAGAUGCACGCUGGAGUUUCUCUUGAAAUUAAAGUCUGCACAGUAUUUACUAGAAUAUUUUCCAUGACAUCGAUG